AUGCCUGGGAGUACUGUAGUGUCGGAGUUGGUAGAGAAAGUGACAGCGCUGGGGAAGUCUGCCAGUCCAGUCGGUUUGGACAAGGACAAGACUAGGAGUUGUGAUGGUAAGUGGUUUUGCAAGAACUUUCUUUACAAUACAGAAAAUUGCAAGAACUUUCUUUACAAACCAUUUUCAACUACAGUAACCUUUCUUUCAGAGCCCCAGCCAAAGUUCCGGCCAGGCUCUCCGGAGCCUCAACGAAAGUCAUCAAGUGACCGGAAGCCGGUCAUGGUGAACAACAUGAACAGUAACACGCCCAUGAAGGGCGUGGUAAUGAUGGGAGGAACGUCGAUGCUGGGCUCCAACAUCUUAAUUACUGGUGCUGAAAGUGGCAUCGGAUACGGAAUGGUUGAGUACUUGAGCAAACAGUUCGACGUCAAACACAUCUUCGCUUGCUGUUACAAUGAAAAGGCUAGCAAGGUAAGCUAGCCCUUUCCUUCGCCGAACUUGACACUAAACCUAAGCCUAAGCCUAAGCCCAAGCCUAAGCCUAAGCCUAAGCCUAAGCCUAAGCCUAAGCCUAAGCCUAAGCCUAAGCCUAAGCCUAAGCCUAAGCCUAAGCCUAAGCCUAAGCCUAAGCCUAAGCCUAAGCUUAAGCUUAAGCCUAAGCCUAAGCCUAAGCUUAAGCCUAAGCCUAAGCCUAAGCCUAAGCCUAAGCCUAAUCCUAAUCCUAAGCCUAAGCCUAAACCCUAGACCAGGCUCAAAUUAUAGUUAUUGUUUUAAGCUUUAGCGCUAGUUUAAGCCCUAACUUAAGCCCUCGCCUAACCUCAAAUCAUAUCUCCUGCUCUAAAAUUUCUCUACGACCAAAGUACUAAACAAUACCAUACCGAAACAAGCAUCAUCAAAAUAAGUCUGUUUCAGGACUUAGUAUCCUUUGCCAAAGACAACCCAAAAGUUACAGUAAUCGAGCUGGACGUGCUGAGAGACUCGAGUAUUCAACAUGCCGUGGAAAAGGUAGUCCAGGCUACUCAAGACGGCUGUUUGAACUUGCUAAUCAACAACGCCAUCAUUUUCGAGAAGAGCGAGGGCGGUACCUUCACCACGCCCCGCCGAGAUACCAUCCUCAAGCACUUCGAGGUCAAUGCUGUUGGUACCCUCUGUGUCACUUCGGUAUGUCAUAUACUUACAGCAAUAAAGCCAAAAAGCUUGGUUCAUCGUAUUUUACACUUUCAGGCCUUCUCCAAGCUCAUUCACAAGGCGGCCAAAGGUGGCGAGCCAGCUCGGGUGGUUAAUGUCAGCUCGCCGCUGGCUUCGAUCUCCAAUAACUUUGGAACCAUGCCUUGGACUGACAAAAAUGUGGCGUUUGGCAUGAGCUUGGUAUGUGAUUUAAAUAAAAAUUUUAUUUUCAGCCGUAUUCUAGGGCUAAUUAAGAAAGAAGUGACAUGUUAUACGAUGAAACAUGCACUCACAGUUAAAAACAUUUUUCAUCGUAUAACAUGUCACCUUUAAACAAAAACUUUUAAAAACAAAGAAAAUAGACUAGAAAUGACGUUUGAAACCUAAUUUUUUGAUUUUUGGUUUUUAAAAUUGACAUGUUAUACGAUGAAACAUGUACUUACUAUCAUACUAAAAACACGUUUCAUCGUAUAACAUGUCUCAAAUAAACAAAUUUUUUUAUACUACAAAAAGUAGAAUGAAAAUAACGUUUAAACUUAAUUUUUUAAUUUUUAGUUUUUAAAAUUGACAUGUUAUACGACCAAACACGUUAACAUGUUUCAUCGUAUAAAAUGUCGCUAAAAAUUUUUAAAAUUUUAAAAACUUAAAAUAAAAAUGCCAUUUAUAAACAACUUUUCAAAAAUUCAAAAUUUUAGGCCGCACUAAACCACCUGAGUCGGUCGAUAGCCGGCGACGAAAGGGAGAGCAAUAUUGUCUACCUUAACAUAGCCCCCGGCUGGAUCAAGGCCUCGGUUUGUGGGCCGGAAAGCCAAAGUCCAAUGGAAGAAGCGGCGGUCGGAGUACUGAAGACCAUCGCUUUGACUUCGCGCGCCGAUACCGGUCGAUAUAUGGACAGAAAUGGGACUCCUAUCAACUAUUGA
Molecule: messenger RNA, 2077 nt
Organism: Bursaphelenchus okinawaensis
Lineage: Eukaryota; Metazoa; Nematoda; Chromadorea; Rhabditida; Aphelenchoididae
Source: the annotation of a GenBank genome assembly